CUAGAAAUGUUUUAACUGGUUGUACUGGAAUGGUUCUCAGUAGUAUGGUUUUUACUGGUUGUACUGGAAUGGUUCUAACUAGUAUGUUUUUUCCUGGUUGUACUGGAAUGGUUCCUACUAGUAUGGUUUUUACUGGUUGUACUGGGAUGAUCCCACCCGUACACAUCUGAUAACUGGUUUCCAUGGUCCCAGGUGAAAUGGGCUGUCUGGGAGGAAAGACAGAGGAAGAACGUCUGGAUGAAAAAGCCAAACGAGAAGCGAAUAAGAAGAUCGAGAGGCAGCUGCAGAAGGAGCGACAGGCGUACAAGGCCACACACAGACUCUUACUACUGGGAGCAGGAGAAUCAGGUAAAAGUACGAUCGUGAAGCAGAUGAGGAUUCUUCACGUCGACGGUUUUAAUGCUGAGGAGAAGCAGCAGAAAAUUCAAGACAUCAGGAAGAAUGUGAAGGAUGCUAUUGUGACCAUCGUGUCCGCCAUGAGUAUGCUGACUCCACCCAUUCCUCUGGGUAACCCUGGCAACCAGUUUAGAGUGGAUUAUAUCAAGAGCAUCGCACCGCUGUCGGACUUUGAAUACACAGAGGAGUUCUUUGAGCAUGCUCAGAAGCUGUGGGAGGAUGACGGCGUGAAGGCGUGUUUUGAACGCUCCAAUGAGUAUCAGCUCAUUGACUGUGCUAAGUACUUCCUGGAUAGGUUGGACGCCGUCAGGAGGACAGACUACACACCUACUGACCAGGAUUUGUUGCGCUGCAGAGUUUUAACCUCUGGGAUCUUUGAGACCAGGUUUCAAGUCGACAAGGUCAACUUCCAUAUGUUUGAUGUAGGAGGACAGAGAGACGAACGUAGGAAGUGGAUUCAGUGCUUCAAUGAUGUAACAGCGAUCAUCUUCGUGGCGGCGAGCAGUAGCUACAACAUGGUGAUCAGAGAGGACAACUCCACCAACCGGUUGAGAGAAAGCCUCGACCUCUUCAGAUCCAUCUGGACCAAUAGGUUCCUAAAGACGAUCUCAGUGAUCCUGUUCUUGAACAAACAGGACGUCCUUGCUGAUAAGAUUCUGGCAGGGAAAUCUAAACUGGAAGAUUAUUUCCCCGAAUACGCAAACUACCAAGUACCUGCUGAAGCUGUUCCAGACGCUGAUGAAGACCCCAAAGUGACCCGAGCCAAGUUCUUCAUCAGAGACGAGUUUCUGAGGAUCAGCACGGCGAGCGGCGAUGGCAAACAUUACUGUUACCCUCACUUCACCUGCGCGGUCGACACUGAAAACAUUCGCCGUGUCUUCAAUGACUGUCGUGACAUCAUCCAGCGCAUGCACCUGCGUCAGUACGAGCUGCUUUGAUUGGCUGCUGGGAGCCUACCUGGCCCCGCCCACUCAUGAACAUAGACUUGUGACCUGAAGGCUAAUGUGGUAGCUAAUCGAUGCUAAUAGGUGAUCAAUACGGAUGAGUCAUUUAUCCCUCGGCUGAUUAUCUAAUGUCUUUCCUGCUGUUGUCUCUUCCUGCUGUUGUCUGGUGCAGAGGAUUGUGGGAAGUGUAGUUUUAUGGGGUGGGUGCAGAGGACGGGGGUUUCCUGUUGUGACUACCAGCUGACCUCAUGUGCAGUUUAGCAGAUUUUAGGAAAUAUUUUUAGAAAGUUUUAUAACAUAAGAAUAUUUUCAGUUUAUACUUAUCUUUCCUCUGAUUGGCUGAUCCAGACUGUGGCUUGGUCCCAUUUGUAAUAUUAACCCAUCAGUUUCAGUGCCCUUUGGAGUUACAGGUGUAGUCGUGAAAUUUUUCCACAUAAAAUGGGACGACCCUUCAGGUUCCAGACAUCAGUAGUCGAUGACCGCAUUUAUGGACAGAGACGAGAGAACCGGACAAUCUACCACCGGGGAUUUUUUAAAAUUAGACCUUCAGAAAUAUGUCUAAAUGUCUUCUAUUUAUAGUGUUUUAUUGUUAUUUUAGCUAGUACGUAUUAAUCUUCUUCUUAGAUCUUUGUCCCCCGACCAAUAUAUAUUAUUAUUGCUGAUGAUUCCCAAGCAAUCAGGGAGAUUUCCUAUAGUACUGGUUUUAGAAAGUUCCCCUCCAGUUGACGGUCCACGAAGACCGAGACCUUCAAGCUACCCCUCCAUUCAACAGGAUUUAGGACACACUAAAUGUGAACGGGGAUUAGGACUACGUUUACGGGACUGAGCCAGUAAUGACAUUAUGUACUUUAUCAGACAUGUAAAAAUUAAAUUUGUCCCUAAAAAAUCAAAAAAGAACAUUUAUUUAAGAGAAAGCUGCUGUGUGUGCUUUUUAAAUUUUAAAAUUCUAUAUUUCUGUAUAAUCUUGAUUACGGCUGACAGCUCAGAACAUCUAAACUGCACCUCCUCUGAAUACUGGAGGGUUGUGGAAAGGUCCAAUCAGCAACGGUUUCCUGAGCGUUCAUUCUCUGGUUCAGUUCACAAUCAUGGGGAAGACUGCUGACUGGACUCUCACCGACACCUCCACAAGCAGGGGAGGCCACAGAAGGGGUGCAGCUGGAGAAUGACUGCCUCAGUCCUUUUUAUCACUUCUUCUUAACCCCGAUGAAAACCAUCACAGGGUCAGGGAAAGGUGGGAGUGAGAGGAUAGGGAAGGAGGGGCGCGGUGAUUCGGGAAUUCAGCUUCACUCUACCUAGGCGGAGGUUAGGGGCGUGACGGAGGAUUACCAUGUAGAAAACUACAAAUGAAAUGUGAAAACCUCUGUGAUAAAUAUGAGCUCACACGUUUUUUUAUUAUGUUCCCACAGUCAGUAUGACUCUGAAUAUUCAGGUUCUCAUAUCUUGUAAAAAUAAGUGUGAUUUUAUUCUCUACCUCCCCGUUCUUUCUCUCAUUAUCUCUCUUUUCUGUUAAUAUUGAAGUCUGUCUGGUUCUGUCUUUCAGCUGGUUGUUAGA
Cheilinus undulatus (humphead wrasse) is the source of this 2892-nucleotide messenger RNA. RefSeq names its product guanine nucleotide-binding protein G(olf) subunit alpha. The record is from RefSeq and is a predicted model, not a curated record. Gene Ontology annotation, cellular component: heterotrimeric G-protein complex. Gene Ontology annotation, molecular function: G-protein beta/gamma-subunit complex binding; GTPase activity; GTP binding. Lineage: Eukaryota; Metazoa; Chordata; Actinopteri; Labriformes; Labridae. The coding region runs from base 183 to 1334 and encodes 383 amino acids. Gene Ontology annotation, biological process: adenylate cyclase-modulating G protein-coupled receptor signaling pathway. The transcript has 12 exons.